Molecule: messenger RNA, 947 nt
Organism: Amorphotheca resinae ATCC 22711
Lineage: Eukaryota; Fungi; Ascomycota; Leotiomycetes; Helotiales; Amorphothecaceae
Exons: 2
Coding region: 371-847 (158 amino acids)
Source: RefSeq, a predicted model, not a curated record
AGCCCACAAGCUGCGAUUCUGUCUGGUUUCCUUGAUGAUGCUAUGCGGAUGUUGAGAGACUGUCGGAUAUGCUAUGAGAAUGAUCAAUACAGAAGACAAAAGGAGAGCACCAAGUGGUGAUUCUGCAAUGAGCACGUUUCCCGGAUCUUUACGUCAGAUCAAAGCCGCAUCACACAUUUUUCAUGUAUGUCAGCCUGUCGAGAUGAGACUGAAGGCCCCUUGAGUAUUUGUAUACUGCAUCUCCAAUUAUCAACUACAUAUUUCCUUGACUGGACGUGUACCUGUACCUUUCCAACGGCCUGGAGCCAAAGAAUCCCGCUCUGCCUAUAGGGAUCUCAAUGGUAGAGGUCACCGGCCUCAAUUUUGCAGCAUGUCCUUUCCUUCAGCUCCUUUGAACCCUCCUAUAGUUGGUCUAUCCACCUCCUUUGAAGUCACGGCGAUAGCAUCAUACAAGUAUCUUCUUUUCUCUGCGCCUAAUGAUAACUUGAGUCAAGGCCAUCAAGUCGAAGGCCGGCUUGUUUUCGUCGCCCCACUUCUCAGAUACCACCUGAGGCACCUCCCAGUGAUCGCCCACAAGCUCAACAUACAUAAUCUGUCUUUCAAUCCAUGCUUUGAAGCCUGUCACGAGCAACUUGCUUAUAAUGAGGAGGGAGUAAUCGGUAGGCCUCAGAUGAACGUCAGAUCCCGAUACUGGAAUAAUUACAUACUUACCAAAAAUAAGGCCGUUCUGAAACUGUCGAUUAUAGAAGGUUUCAAAUAUGGAUAUUUCAGUAUCACAGGCGCUUUGUUAGAUGCUUGGCGACAAUUAGGUAUCUACCGAGAAUCUCUCGAGAGCGGUACUGGGUGAUGGAUCGAGUUGAAUCAAACAGCGAAAUUAGGGUGGAUGAGAGGUUGAGAAGCUGAUUCUAUACUGUAUCUACCUGCCUACUUGCUUCAUCAACAGUUAC